Spodoptera litura is the source of this 2502-nucleotide messenger RNA. RefSeq lists its product as uncharacterized. Gene Ontology annotation, biological process: regulation of transcription by RNA polymerase II. The record is from RefSeq and is a predicted model, not a curated record. Gene Ontology annotation, molecular function: zinc ion binding; DNA-binding transcription activator activity, RNA polymerase II-specific; RNA polymerase II cis-regulatory region sequence-specific DNA binding. Gene Ontology annotation, cellular component: nucleus. NCBI's taxonomy places the organism in Eukaryota, Metazoa, Arthropoda, Insecta, Lepidoptera, Noctuidae.
AUAUAUAUAUUUUUCUGUUUUUCUGUCAAAAAUUUAACAAAAUAAUAUUUUUGACUCGCCGUAAAUGGAGAUCUAAAUGCAUUUUCUGUAAAAAUGACUACGAAUACACGUAAAGGUCCUAUUGUAGACCCUGGCUUAUGUCGAUGCUGUGGUGCUACGAAGAAAUGCCGUCUUCUAAACGUAGAAUACGAGUGGCUAGGAACAAGAGAAGUGUAUUCCGAUAUGUUUGUCGAUUGCUUCGGUUUACUUUUAUCUCACUUGGAGGGCGAGGAGUCGGAGCGCCUGAUCUGUGCAACGUGCGUGGUGCGGCUGAGGGACGCGCGCGCCUUCAGACAACAGGUGCUGCUGCGAGAGGAAAUACUGCUCAGUGCUAAUAUUAAAGUACAUGAUGAAGAAGAUUGCUGCACCAAUACCAUGAUAUUCAAGAGUGAACUAGAAGUCAAGGCAGAACCAGAAGACUGUACUCCAACUGAAGAACCUCAUCAAGUAGAUGACCAGCUAGCUAUAGAUGAUGGAAACCAAGCCCCUGAUGUUAAUUUGGAUGUUGAAAGUGAAGGCCAGAAUUUGGAUGGUGAGAUGGAUGAUACGUACCAACCGGAUGAGGAUAUUGAAGCGGACAAUGCGAGCGAUUCGUCAUAUAAAAUAAAAAAAUCACCAAAGAAGAAGAAAUUAAAGACAAAAACAAAGACUAGUAAGCGGAAAAAGGUGGAGUCUGAAUGUAGGCAGGUCAAGUUGAGGAGUAGGAACGAUGAUGUACAGGACCCAGGUCCAAAACCGUUAUCGCCACCUGUUAAAAGAAACAUAGACAACGAACAAAAAAUCCUCUUUAACACCAUUACUAUAGUAGAAAAUUCAUAUGUUUGUCCGUUCAACUCAUCGUUUAGUGACUACUUCUGUAUAUAUUGUAGGCAAGGACACACGGACCCAAACAGAUUACGCGAACACACACUAACACACGACCCAAAGGCAUUCAAGGACAUUGUUUCAAUAAAAAAACAAAUACAAAUCGAUAUAUUCAGAAUCGAUUGUCGACUCUGUUCAAACACAAUCGAUGACCUACAAUCGUUUAAAACGCACAUCACUAGCGCCCACGGCAUAACCCUAUUUGACGUUACAAACGAAUUUUUGAAGUUCCGUCUAACUGUCAACAAUUUGACGUGUAUAGAAUGCGACAGUAAUUUCGGGUUUUUUCACGCAUUAAAAAAACACAUGGCUGAACAUUUUGGCACGUGUAUUUGUGAUAUUUGUGGCGCUCAUUACUUCGAAGAACGCAUGUUGAUAUUACACCAAAAAACUCAUAAAAAAGUCGACCUAUGUUUUCCUUGUAAGGAUUGCGGUAAAGUAUUCAAAUCUAAACACAGUAGAUACUUACAUGAAGCUAAAAUGCAUAGAAAGGAGCCGGCCUACCAGUGCUACAAAUGCGACUCUGUAUUCUUUACAUAUUCUCUAAGAUAUAGACACAUGAUCGACACACAUGGUGAAGAACGUAUGUUCCCAUGCGACCAUUGCGACAGAGCUUACGACAGCCGAAAAUCUUUAAGGGAGCAUAACAGACGACAUCAUUUAAAGGUUUUAAAACAUCAAUGUGAUCUGUGCGAUAAACGGUUCUAUCUCCCGUCGAGGUUAAAAGAACAUAUGGCCACUCAUACUGGGGAGAGGAACUUCAGAUGUGAGUUCUGUGGUAAGUCUUAUCCGAGGUUAAGGGGAUUAAAUGUACAUAUACAAUCUCAUGUUAGUUUUAAAAAGUUCAAUUGUCUGAUUUGUAACGCUACUUUUACUCAAAAUUUCAAUUUGAGGAAUCAUAUGAAGAGGCAGCAUCAGAGUUUGAGCUUGGAUGAGGGGAAUGAGUAGGUUUUGUCUCUUUCUAAUUCGGAUGUUUGGUUAGUGUGGGAGUAGGACGGGAAUGCUACUGACUUGAGGUGUCAACUUAGAAGAAAAACAAAAAUGCUCGUCGUUAUGUCGAAAUAAAAUCUAAGCAAUAAAUAGUUAUGUCCAAGGCAAUUGGUAAAAUAUAGUGAAGUUUACUGUGUAAAUAAUAAAGGUUAAACAUUUUUUGCGCUGUCUAGAGGGCGCUACUGGCGAUUAUAGUCCUAUCAGCAUAAUCGCUUUUCUGUAAUGUCUAACUCUAAUGGAGUUGCUUUUGCGAAAGGCACGUUAGUAAGACUCGACAAUGAUUACGAUGAUAAUCGGUCGCUAUGUCAGAAAUUCUUGAAUAAGUUUUGAACUUUAUUACUGAAGAUUAAAGUUCAUAAUCUAUGAAAAUAUUUUUCACUUAGCGUCGAAAUUUUACUAUCAAUGUUAUCAGUUUUUUAAUACGUUACAAUACCUUUUAUUUUUGUAUGCGAAAAUGCCAACAAGUACCUAUAAAUAGUAUAAUAAAUAUAAUGUAGUACAUUUCAGUACCUACAAUCUUUUUCGGUUUAAUAUUUUUGUUAACUGGCAACACUAAGUCUUAGUGAAUAGGACAUAUUGUAACUUAAUCGAUUUAUUUACAAUGAAACG